AUGAUGGGCUCCUCGGGCUCCGGCAAUGGCUCCCGCCACCUCGACCCGGGCCGCGUCCACGAGCUCGUCAUGCGCCGCAAGCCGUACGACCUCCUCCACUACCUGAAUUCCAUACCCGGGGCGUCCGAGGACCCGCACUGCCGCCAGAUCAAAUACGUCGCGGAGACUCUCCUGCUGCUCAUGCGAAGAGGUUUGGUUCCCGGAGACAAGACGCUGAUCGUGGAUUGGGCCCGAAACGCAUGGCUGAACGCGACCCAAAGCAGACUUUUUUCAUCCCAGAUGGUUGGUGGUGGUCCAUCCAAUUUUACUUCAGAUGCAGGUUAUAAUAUGCAUCCACACAAUUCAAGUUCAUAUUCUGGAAGGAUGUUGACCAAUGAACCUGGCAGUAAUGACUUCAGACAUGCUGCAAUGCAUAAUCAAUUAUCUGCUUCUAACCCAAGGAAUCAUACUGCAACAUUUCCUCCACAGCAAGCAAACUCAACUGAUGCAUAUGUUCCAUUGCGGAAUAAUUCUAAGCUUGGUCAUGAUAUGCACCCACACAAUUCAAGUUCAUAUUCUGGAAGGAUGUCGACCAACGAACCUGGGCUCAGAGAUACUGCAACGCAUAAUCAAUUAUCUGCUUCUUACUCACGGAAUCAUACUGCAACAUUUCCUCAACUGCAAUUAAACUCGAAUGAUGUGAUGCUUGAUGAAACAUUUGCCUUUAACCCUGGAACUCAUGCUUCAGCAUAUGUUCCAUCAGGGGGUUAUUACACACUUGGUCAUAAGAUGCACCCACAAAAUUCAAAUUCAAAUUCUGGAAGGAUGUUGACUAACAAACCUGGUAGUAAUGGGCUCAGAGAUACUGCAACGCAUAAUCAAUUAUCUGCUUCUUACUCACAGAAUCAUACUGCAACAUUUCCUCAACUGCAAUUAAACUCGAAUGAUGUGAUUCUUGAUGAAACAUCUACCUUUAACCCUGGAACUCAUGCUUCAGAAUAUGUUCCAUCACGAGGUUAUUAUACACUUGGUCAUAAUAUGCACCCACACAAUUCAAGUUCAUAUUCUGAAAGGAUGUUGACCAACGAACCUUGUAGUAAUGAGGUCAGAGAUGCUGCAAUGCAUAAUCAGUUAUCUGCUUCUAACUCAAGGAAUUAUACUGCAACUUUUCCUCCAGUGCAGGCAAACUCGAAUGAUGUGCCGCUUGAUGAAACAUCUGCUUUUAACUCCGGAACUCAUGCUUCAGCAUAUGUUCCAUUGCGGGAUAAUCCUACACUUGCACAAGCAUUCAAUGAACUCUUGGAUAAUAUUUUUUCGCCACAAAAGCAUGGUACACGGACGGUCGGACCACUAUGGCCGUGCCACCCUGGGUCAGAGCAGAAAAGAAAAGUGCUGCCCACAGUAGAUAUCAAAGGAAAGAGACCUGCAUCGAUGAAGGUGACGACGCUGAGGUUGAACGUUGCUUCUUUGGUUGCAGAGGAUGGAAUUAAUAGUGCUGCAGGGGUGUUGAUUAGGAAUGGCAGCACGGCACAAUUCGUCGGUGCAUCAUGCUUUAGUCCGAUACUACGCAGGGAGCCAGCUCUUCUGCUUGCAGCUGCUUGUUGCAAAGGGAUCAAAAUCGCUCUGUCCUAUCAACCAGCUAGUAUCACGCUGGAGUCCCAUCUGCUCCCUCUGCUCAACCCGCUAUACGCCUCUUCGGAUCAACCGCCAGAUGUAGUGCAGCUGAAAGAAUUCCUGAGCCAGGGAUACCCACAUUUCGUAGUCCGGGACAUUCCAGAAGAAUCCAAUCGUGCUGCUUGUGAGUUGGCUCUCAAUGUUUUGCACCUACGGGAGUCAUAUAUGUUCUUCAAUGAUCCGCCAGAAUGGCUUGUCCCUUACCUAGAUCAGUGA
Molecule: messenger RNA, 1869 nt
Organism: Triticum turgidum subsp. durum (durum wheat)
Lineage: Eukaryota; Viridiplantae; Streptophyta; Magnoliopsida; Poales; Poaceae
Source: the annotation of a GenBank genome assembly